Cylicostephanus goldi is the source of this 243-nucleotide messenger RNA. The record is from the annotation of a GenBank genome assembly. NCBI's taxonomy places the organism in Eukaryota, Metazoa, Nematoda, Chromadorea, Rhabditida, Strongylidae.
AUGUUAAAGCACGGAGGCUCAAGUAGUGUUGUUUGGUUUCCAACCCGCGUAUGCUCUAACCAUCAUGGCCUCAUCCGCAAAUAUGGUUUGGACAUGUGCCGACGAUGCUUCCGAGAAUACGCUAAAGACAUCGGUUUCAAGAAGGUUCGUUUGCUUUUUCCUUUAGAGGCAGACUCCCAUUACCGACAAGUUCCAUGUUUGAUCGGUCUAGUUAGUUCUGCGAAAGCAACUGCUUUGAUCUAA